Cotesia congregata is the source of this 327-nucleotide messenger RNA. The record is from the annotation of a GenBank genome assembly. Lineage: Eukaryota; Metazoa; Arthropoda; Insecta; Hymenoptera; Braconidae.
AUGAUAAAAAAGAAAGCUGUGAAUUCUGAACUUUGGGGUCAUCGACCGAACGAUCUUUGGACCCUCGCGUUCCUGCGCGAGGGUGAACUACCCCAGUCGACCACCACCAUCCAUUCUACUAACACCACCAUGCUACAUCCAAUCCCAUUUCAGCAUCGUCGACGUCAGGUUCCUACGUCUCGUAUCUUUCCUCUCUUUCACUCACUAUGUCUUUCCCAUUUUAAUCGUAUACAUCGGGCAAACACAGCAGACGGGGCGGGCCUUCUUCACCCUCGGAGACGAUCUUCCCUCUCUGCCAGACAGAAAAAAUCCCGCGAGGUUGUCUAG